Molecule: messenger RNA, 1110 nt
Organism: Ziziphus jujuba (common jujube)
Lineage: Eukaryota; Viridiplantae; Streptophyta; Magnoliopsida; Rosales; Rhamnaceae
Product: vascular-related unknown protein 4
Exons: 3
Coding region: 236-799 (187 amino acids)
Biological process (GO): xylem development
Source: RefSeq, a predicted model, not a curated record
UGCAUAUAAUCUAAUAUCUAACCACAAAGGUCAAGGUCAAACCACCUCUCUCUUCUCUCUCUUUUGUUCUUUUGUCCUGCACCAAGUUUCCUUAGUAUAUAUUACCCCCCAGAUCAUCUUCCCAAUCUGCAUUGUUUUCCCUACAAUAUACAAAAGCUUUUAUCCCAAAGAUCUGGUACUUUUCCCCUACAAAUUAAUCACUUCCGGAAUUCCAUACCUUCUUUUGAUUUUCUAAAUGGAAAACUCUAUUAAUUCCACGGGCAAAUCAUCUUCUUCUACUAAUACAAGAAGAAGUUAUGAUGAGUCCCCGGAAGAGAGUAGUUGGACUAUGUACUUUGAUGAUUUCUUGGUACAUACUAGUAGUACCGAACAUGGUUCUUCCUCUUCUUGUGGUGAAAGCUCUUCUUUAAUCUCGGAUGCCGGCUCUUCGGUCGCCAAAAAGUUGGCAGCCGAAAAAGCUGAAAUCGUAGGGUUGACUAUGGUGGAUAGAGGCUGUAGCAGACUCAGUUUCAAGAAGAGAAAAACCAAAGCAGCUGUUGUUGACGACGCUUUGGAGGAUACAGCUACUUCUCCUGUAAAUAGUCCAAAGGUUUGUAAUCAGAGACAGUUGGAAAUCAAACCAAAAGAGAAAGGAAACACUCUUAUCUCUCAGGAAAGAGGAAAUUCUUCUGGGAAGAUGGAUGAGAGAAGUGACCAAGUGGGUUUUAUGGAGAGGGAAAAUGACUGCACAGAAACAGAAUUGAAGAAAAAGGGUCUUUGCUUAGUUCCUUUGUCUAUGGUAGUUAAUUAUCUUGGUUGAUAUUUAUAUUAACACCUUAGUGAAUAUUUUUAUCCAUCAAAGCAGUAGUAAAAUCAUCUCUCUCUCUCUCUCUCUCUCUCUCUCUCUCUCUCCCCUUCUAUAUCCACAUUCCUUGUUAAAUAUAUCUUUUUUUCUUUCUAAUUCUUGCAUGGAAAUCAUGCAAAACUGAUGCUGUAAAUGAUGCCGUUGUCUUUUUCAUCUUCAAGUAUGGAAAAAAGCACAAUAUUUUAUGCUGCAAAAAACCAGCUAUCUGUUCUGUAAUUAGUUUCAUAGAUGUCAAUCAUACUUACUUUGUCAAUAUAUCUUCCUGG